UUUGGCUAUAUUUCUGUUUGACAGCUGCCGGGUUGACAUCCUAAGUUUGUUCCCUAAUCGGCAUUGAACUGAGUUACAUCAAACUGGCCGCGCGGGCAGCGACCGGUUACUUAGCAACUGUCAGUGGCUCGCGGACGGCGCUCGCGAGCUGUGGAAGCUACCUGCCGAUAUCUACCUUAACUAAUUAAUACAUAAUUAAUAAUAGGGCUAUCUUCGGACUGUUUUACCAUUAUGAUUUAUCGUAGUCAUCGAACGGUGUUGUACAGUGGCUGGGUGAUGCACACUGGGCUGGCAAACUUGUUCGCGCUGUCAGUUUAUAUGUUAUGAAUUUAUUUUUCUUCAGUUGCUUUGUGUGUAAACUGGCAGAUAUUUAACUGUAUGUAAGUGUAAAACAUAGCUGAAGGGUAAGGCGUUGUAUUAAUAAGGAUGAAGAAGUUGCUGUAAAUAUGGGUUAGGAGAAUCCAGGCAAUGCCGCCUUGACUUUGACAUUAAUGCACGAGGCACGGCUCUCUAAUGGUACCGUUUACCGUCCUCACUGUGCAACGGGCUCGUUAGCCAAGUACUACGGCAGCGACGGUGCAUUUGCAAUUAAAUCGGCACCUCGGCAACCUCGAAACAGAUCCCCUGCUUUGCAGCUAAUUAAUUACACCCUGAUUAAAGUAUCUGAUGCUGCAAAAGAGAGACUUUCCCUUUUCUGGAUAAAUAUAGAACGAGUACAUGGUGGUACGUGGUACAGUAAUUUAAUGGAUCAGUUAACAUUUAUAAUUAGGGAUAUUUUGGUCUGCGCAGGACGAAAAAACAAAUAUAUUGAGCCCGUGAUAGUAAUACAGUCUUUCCCUCAUGUAAGUCUAAACAAUAACUUAGGAAGAUGUGUUUAUUCCAUAUCAUAUUUUAUAGGAAAUAAGACAUAGUAAUAUUCACUGGCUGGCUAGAUAGUUCCAUUUACAUCAUUACUUGUCUCCAUGGUAACUGAUUGUGGAAAUGGGAUUUGUCCUAUAUUAGGUCGAUAUUUAGUAUAAGCAAUACAAAACAAAUGUUCCAGAUUUACAUUCAAAAUCAUUUCGUAUCUGUCCACUGACAUCCAGUGUACUGCGUAUAUUACGCAAUGAUGAAUGGCAUGUUAUGAAUAGGCGGGUGUUUUGAUUCUAGGGCUGGCUGUUGUCUCCUUACAGAUUUCCUGAGAGUAGGUGUGUGUUCCUGCAGAGUGCAGAGUCCCAAAGUUCCAUUUUAAGAACAAAUCUGGUUAUUUUCCCAGAUAACCCACACAAAGAUGUACAGUGGAUUAGUAAAGCCCAUCUUCAUAGAUACAUAUGUCCUGAAAAGCUGACUAAUGGAAAUAGCAGUUGCCAGAGAAUGCCGGUAUUCUCCUGGCAUGUUACAUAAUUAAUAUCAUCUGUGGUGUGUUGUGAGGAGCUAUGACUGAUAACCAUGAAAACAGAUUUGUAGUUUGCUGGUCUUACAAGAUGGUGCAUCGAACGGUGAGGCUAGAUAUUUCAGAUUGUACCGCACCACUGGAAAAAGUGUUAUAGCAAAACAGAAGGUACCCGGACACAGCAAAGGCAAGAACAGGGUGUUUGGUGGUUGGCCAGUAGGGAGAUGUUCCCUGGGAGGCUAGUCUCUGCUGAAGCCUAAAGAGUGAUGAUCUCUGAGGAGAAGGCCUCCUUCAUGGCCCAGAAGAUGUCCUCACCAUCCCGCAGUAACAGCAGCGGCUCUUCCAAGCAUGACAGCCGGCAGGACAGCUGGGAGAUCAUAGACGGACAUCGGGGGGAAAGCAGUAACGGCCAGGAGCCUCUCAGACAGGAAGGUUACCUGCUGAAGAGGAGGAAGUGGCCGCUGAAGGGCUGGCACAAGAGGUACUUCUUACUCGACAAGGGAAUAUUGAAGUACGCCAAGUCCGGAGCUGAUAUAGAGAAAGGUAAGCUUCAUGGCUGCAUCGAUGUGGGUCGCUCGGUCAUGGCCAUCAAGAAGAACGGAAAGUGCAUCGACCUAGACGCCGAGGACAACAUCUACCACCUCAAGAUUAACACCCAGGAGGUGUUUGAUGAAUGGGUCUCUAAGCUGCGAGAUCAUCGGCUGUACCGGCAGACUGCGAUGGCCGUAUUUCCCCACGACAAGCCGCUGUUCUUCCCCCACUUUGCACCCGCGUCUCCAAACCUUUCGGAGAAGGCUUCCAUAAGAAAGACAUCCAUUCCCCAUGAAGCGAGCAUGCCUCUCGCCUUCAGCAGCCAAGCCAAGGUGACGGCCUGGCUGCAGUCCUCUGAAGACAUGGAUCGAUGUACAAAAGAGCUCUCGCUGUGUGAAUCCUACCUGCUGGAGCUCCACCACCUGCUGAAGAGCAUGGAGGUGCUUCACCGCACGUACUCUGCCCCAGCCAUCAACGCCUUACAGGCCACGCUGGACAGCCCGAAAAAGGAAAAGAGGGCAUCCCGGAAAUGGCGGACGAAGAAUUUCGGAAAAGACAACAAAACGACGCUACAGGUUCCGAGCUGCAUUUCAUCCAGCUCCCUGCGACUCCACUCCUCAAACCCGAACCUGUCUUCUGUGGAGCCGGGACUGGACAAGGCCGACCCAGAAGCGCUGGACUCGCCGCCCGACGCAGCCAAACUGCAGGAGGACUUCUGCCGGGUUGCAGACACCUUGCAUGCAGCCUUGAAGUCUGCCUUUAGCACUUUGUCUGCAGAGAGGGAGAAGCUAAAACAAGUGCUAGACCAGGAGACUCCCUCAACCCAGGUCCUGGGGCUGAAGAGCACCCUGGCUUCUGCCAUGGCCCAAAAUUCUGAACUGAAGGAGCGACUUAGCAAGAUUCACGCAGAAUCAUAUUUCACAGAGCCCACCAUCCUUUUUACUGGCAACACUGGCCCCCUGCAGAAGCAGGACUCAACAGAUGAGCCUCACCUUCUUGUCCACCAAGUGUCCAAUGAGAGCCGGGCGUCCAUCUCGGAGUCGCUGUCGGAGUUCUUUGACGCACGGGAAGUGCUGCGGUCUGCCAGCUCUUCUGAGAAUGAGGGCUCUGACGAUGACUCAUAUAUCAGCGACGUCAGUGACAACCUCUCCGUCGAGAACCUCAGCAACGGGCCGGAGGGCGAGAGACCCAACCCAGGGUUACCCCGCAGCUCCGGGCGAAGGUUGAGGGCAGCCACAUCCGAAAGCAUUUUUAGUGAUUCUGCUGGUGCACGUGAGAUCUGUGGUGCCGCCCCCCAUGAGGAUGAGGCCGAUGUGUGCUCUGUGGCGCCGGCCCGCAUGGAGAACGGCGCCCCCCACAGGCAACGCAGGUCGCGCCUACCCGCCCCGAGCCCCAACACCAGCAACAUCAGCCUGUGGAACAUCCUGAAGAACAACAUCGGCAAGGACCUGUCCAAGGUGGCCAUGCCGGUGGCGCUGAACGAGCCGCUGAACACGCUGCAGCGGCUGUGCGAGGAGCUGGAGUACAGCGAGCUUCUGGACCAGGCCGCCGCCGCGUCGGACCCGUUUGACCGCAUGGUGUACAUCGCUACGUUCGCUAUCUCGGGUUACGCUGCGAGCUACUACAGAGCUGCUGGGAAGCCGUUCAACCCCGUGCUGGGGGAGACGUACGAGUGCGACCGGCCGGACAAGGGAUUCCGCUUCAUUGCUGAGCAGGUCAGCCACCAUCCCCCUAUAUCAGCAUGUCAUGCCGAUUCCAAAAACUUCACCUUUUGGCAAGACAUGCGAUGGAAGAACAAGUUCUGGGGGAAGUCAAUGGAGAUUGUUCCAGUCGGCGCCACACACGUGGUUCUCCUGGCGUCUGGCGAUCACUAUGAGUGGGACAAGGUCACGUCGUGCAUCCACAACAUCAUGAGCGGCCAGAGGUGGAUUGAACACUACGGCGAGAUAACUAUCAAGAAUCACACCAGUGAUGCGUGUCGGUGCAAGGUGACUUUUCUCAAGGCAAAAUACUGGAACUCAAGUGUGAAUGACGUGGAAGGUUUAGUCACCGACAGCAAGGGCAAUGUCAUCCGCAAGCUGUAUGGAAAAUGGCACGAGGGCAUCUACUGUGGUGAGCCACCAUCAGCCACCUGCAUCUGGAGAACAUAUGCGAUGCCUGCAGACUACGAGCAGUACUACGGUUUCACUACGUUUGCCAUCGAGCUGAAUGAACUGGACCCCGAGACAAAGGCGCUGUUUCCGCCGACCGACAGCCGGCUGCGACUGGACCAAAGGCUGCUGGAAGACGGGAAUGUGGAGGCGGCGGAGGAGCAGAAACAGAGGAUAGAGCAACUUCAGAGGGACAGGCGGAAGGUUCUGGAGGAGAACAACAUGACGCACCAACCGCGCUUCUUCAAGAAGUUGAAAGAUGACACCUGGGUGAGCAACAACACUUACUGGGACCUAAGAAAAGACCCUGGGUUCGCCAGUCUGGACUGGCCAGUGCUCUGGUGACGCGCUUUGCUGGCCGACGCGUCUCCCAGCACUCGACGCCUCCCACUCGUCUGCUGUUCAUUGUGUCGUGCUUUGCUGCUGCUGCCUCACUGGUUUGAUGCCUUAAUAUGGAGUGCUUUCCAAAAUCGUGUAGCUUUUUAAAAAUGAAAACACAUGUUCUGAAUGUAGCGAAAAUAUGCAACCUGGGAUUCUGUUUGAUGUCCCUGACGUCACUGACUGCUGCACAGAGAAUCACCUGAGGCAUUUGCGCCCUCUAGUGGUUACACACCGGUACAGAUGGCAAAAAAAAUAUUCCGAUGAAAAAUCUAUGAUCACACCCUGGAUUAUUUUGCCAGUAAAGCUGUACACUGUAAGAUCCUGUCCUAACUCUUAGGAUUUUCUACCUCCAAUGUGAAAUGGCAUAAUUGUGGUGUUGAUGUUUGAAUCAGUGGCUGUAGUGUUCUGGAAAGACAGGACACUUCCCAAAUGCCUUACCCACGUAACUUGAUAAAACAUUGAAUUUAUGUAUCAUAUUUGAAUUUGUAAAUGAUAUGUGGCAGUAGGAGGUAACAAUUUUCAAGCUUUUAAGAAACAAUCCUGUCUUUUAUCAGUCUGCAUCUGCAUCCUACAAAUAACAUCUCAGUCGUUCUACAAUUAUGCCAUUUGCCUGUAAGUGUGUGUGAGUUACACACACGAUUGAUAUAUAUACUCCGAGAAUGAAACUUCUCUAUACUCUGUAGUAACUCUGCUGGCAGAUACAAUGUGUAACAUGGAAAUCAUAAAUGACAUGGCUGGGUACAGUGUCAGAGACUGUGUGCAUCAUUCCCUGCUUGGUCUGUUAUCCCCAAAAGUCACCGGAAUGUGACUAAACUAGUGGUGAUGGGGUGGACUGGGCUGUUAUUAAAUUUACAUAUCUUGGGGUGUCAUGACAUGUUAAAACCCUGUUUGAGUUUAUUCCUAUGUGUUAAGUUUUUGGACCAUACCUGUAUAUAUAUACACUGUCGGGUCAAAUAAAAUAAGCGUUAUGAUACCAGC
Brienomyrus brachyistius is the source of this 5412-nucleotide messenger RNA. RefSeq names its product oxysterol binding protein-like 3b (gene osbpl3b). Bases 1639 to 4398 code for a protein of 919 amino acids. The record is from RefSeq and is a predicted model, not a curated record. Gene Ontology annotation, cellular component: intracellular membrane-bounded organelle; cytosol; perinuclear endoplasmic reticulum. Gene Ontology annotation, molecular function: cholesterol binding. NCBI's taxonomy places the organism in Eukaryota, Metazoa, Chordata, Actinopteri, Osteoglossiformes, Mormyridae. The transcript is spliced from 23 exons.